This is a messenger RNA of Vicugna pacos (alpaca), 5170 nucleotides long. The record is from RefSeq and is a predicted model, not a curated record. Lineage: Eukaryota; Metazoa; Chordata; Mammalia; Artiodactyla; Camelidae.
GUGCGCCUCCCUGGCGCUCUUGGGGCUCUCCCUCUAACCUAAAGAACCUCGCGCCCAGAGAGGCCGGAAGCCUCUUUAAAAACGGGAGCGCCCUCCACCCCAACUCGGCUGCCAGCCGACCGGGAGGAAUUGCGACGCAGAAAGUCAAAAGGAGGAUCCUCCCCUUCCUCCUCGCCGGCCUUUAUUUAAAUUCCGGGGCUCCGGUGACACCGUUGCGGUGAGGGGCGCGGACGCUUCCUCGCGAAAUGCGAGCCGGCGAGGCCUCCACGUUUUGGGGAACCCUGGCGGCGGCCGGGAGUUUGCGCUGAGGACUGAGGGCUCGGCGGCCGCGGUGACAGUGCCGGUGGGGCCGCGGUCCUGGGCACUACCCACCUCGCGGAGGCCGUGCCCGGCUGGCCUCGUCGGAGUCCGCCUCCUGGGCGGAGCCGGGGCGGGGGUGUGUGUGGACACGUGUGUGUGCGUGUGUGUGUGUGUGUGUGUGUGCCGACACGUAAGUGCGCGGACGGGCGCGGAGGUGUCAGGAACUGGGACGUUCGGGGUGGGUGGCACUUUGAGUCAUUUGUGAAUGUGUGGAUUUGGCAAACCCGGACAACUGAAACAGACGAGCGCGGAGCGCGGUAGAGACCGCACCUGAAGCAACUAUGCCUUGAUUCUGGGUAUGCACUGGGGGCUCCGGGAAAUGUGUAUUUGAAAUUUGCUUUUGGUGUGCCGGUGUUUUUGUUUGUUUUGUGAUUCCGUUCUACUUUAGCUUUUCAAUCAGGCCCCAUUAGGAAGUACCUUAAAUUCAGAGCUAAGCCUUCCAGGAUUUUGCUUGCAUUCGUUACGCACGGAAUGCUUUAGGAAAGACGAUUCGAGAGCUGUCUUUCAUUUUUUUGUGUCUCCUGGCUCUUUCCACAAAUAGGAAGCUAUUUCUAGAACCUUUCAUCUGAUGAUUUGAUAACAUCAAGUGAGCUGCUUUUUAAACUGCAGACUGAGGAGAAAGAAAAGUGAAAUAAAAUGAGGAUUAACAUCCUUUUUAAAUGCAGUGACUCUGGAGAGAGAUGCCUUCUGGUUUUAGUAGCAGAUUACUGUGAAGCUCUCCGUAGUUUACGCUGGGGGCAGGUGGAUGGAAUUAUAAAUCAGAAAAAGAGAGUAAUAUAUUUCACCUGUUUUAAAGCUAAAUAGAUGAAUUACACAUCACUGACCACAUCGAGGCUAGGAACCUUCUGGAGAAAGGAUGCAGGAAUCAAGGAGGAAGAUUUGAAAUCUCUUUGGCAGAACUCCUCCUUUGGCAUGAAAAGAAGAAACACAGUUGGUUAAGCAGGCAGUUUUACUUUUUCAAUCUGCCAGGUGAGGUGGAAGGAACCAUUCUGGCUUGUGGUACGGAUGCCAAGUGUGUGACCUGUGCCCUCUCUAGGCUACAUGACUCCCUGAAGGACCAGAACAAUGUUAUGUUGGGGAUAUUGGUCUCUGGGCCAACCUGGGAUCAGCACCAACCUGCAGGGGAUUGUGGCCGAGCCACAGGUGUGUGGCUUCAUAUCCGACAGAAGCGUCAAGGAGGUGGCCUGUGGAGGAAACCACUCCGUGUUCCUCCUGGAAGAUGGGGAAGUUUACACAUGUGGUUUGAACACCAAGGGGCAGCUGGGCCAUGAGAGGGAAGGAAACAAGCCAGAGCAAAUUGGAGCUUUGGCAGAUCAACACAUCGUGCAUGUGGCGUGUGGCGAGUCCCACAGCCUGGCCCUCAGUGACCGGGGCCAGCUGUUUUCUUGGGGUGCGGGGAGUGAUGGCCAACUAGGGCUCAUGACCACCGAAGACUCUGUAGCAGUGCCCAGGUUAAUACAAAAGCUGAACCAGCAGACAAUAUUACAAGUUUCCUGUGGCAACUGGCAUUGCUUGGCUCUUGCAGCUGAUGGUCAGUUCUUCACAUGGGGGAAGAACAGCCAUGGGCAGCUGGGCCUGGGAAAGGAGUUCCCCUCCCAGGCCAGCCCGCAGAGGGUGAGGUCCCUGGAGGGGAUCCCACUGGCGCAGGUGGCUGCAGGAGGGGCCCACAGCUUUGCCCUGUCUCUCUCAGGAGCUGUUUUUGGCUGGGGGAUGAAUAAUGCAGGACAGCUAGGGCUCAGUGAUGAGGAAGAUCGAGAGUCUCCUUGCCACGUGAAGCUUCUACGAACACAAAAAGUUGUCUAUAUUAGUUGUGGAGAAGAGCAUACAGCAGUUCUUACAAAGAGUGGAGGUGUGUUUACCUUUGGUGCUGGUUCCUGUGGGCAGCUUGGACACGACUCCAUGAAUGAUGAGGUUAAUCCGAGAAGAGUUCUGGAGCUGAUGGGCAGUGAAGUAACGCAGAUUGCUUGUGGCAGACAACAUACCCUAGCCUUCGUGCCUUCUUCUGGACUCAUCUAUGCAUUUGGUUGUGGAGCGAGAGGUCAAUUAGGAACUGGACACACUUGUAAUGUCAAGUGCCCAUCUCCCGUGAAAGGUUACUGGGCUGCCCAUAGUGGCCAGCUUUCAGCCAGGGCUGAUCGCUUUAAAUAUCACAUUGUUAAGCAGAUUUUCUCUGGAGGAGACCAAACUUUUGUACUUUGCUCCAAAUAUGAGAAUUCUUCUCCUGCUGUUGACUUCAGGACGAUGAACCAAGCGCAUUACACCAGUUUAAUAAAUGAUGAAACCAUAGCAGUUUGGAGACAAAAACUCUCAGAACACAACAAUGCAAAUACCAUCAAUGGUGUUGUUCAGAUAUUGUCUUCUGCAGCCUGUUGGAAUGGAAGUUUUCUUGAAAAAAAAAUUGAUGAGCAUUUUAAAACAAGUCCCAAAAUCCCUGGGAUUGACCUGAACUCAACGAGAGUGUUAUUUGAGAAGUUAAUGAGCUCUCAGCACUCCAUGAUUCUAGAGCAGAUCCUGAAUAGCUUUGAAAGUUGCCUGAUUCCUCAGUUGUCGAGUUCACCACCAGAUGUUGAAGCAAUGAGAAUCUACUUAAUACUCCCUGAGUUUCCCCUGCUUCAGGAUUCCAAGUACUACAUAACGUUGACUAUCCCCCUGGCGAUGGCCAUUCUGCGGCUGGAUACAAACCCCAGCAAAGUCUUAGAUAACUGGUGGUCUCAGGUAUGCCCGAAAUAUUUCAUGAAGCUGGUAAACCUCUAUAAAGGUGCAGUCGUUUAUCUCCUGAGAGGAAGAAAGACAUUCUUAAUUCCCGUACUGUUUAACAAUUAUGUUACAGCAGCUCUGAAGCUCUUGGAGAAGUUAUACAAGGUAAAUCUUAAAGUGAAGCAUGUGGAAUAUGAUACAUUUUACAUUCCUGAGAUUUCCAAUCUCGUGGACAUUCAGGAAGACUACCUCAUGUGGUUCUUGCAUCAAGCAGGCAUGAAGGCUAGACCAUCUAUAAUACAGGAUGCUGUUACACUUUGUUCCUACCCUUUUAUCUUUGAUGCCCAAGCCAAGACCAAAAUGCUGCAGACUGAUGCUGAAUUGCAGAUGCAGGUGGCGGUCAACGGAGCCAACCUGCAGAAUGUCUUUAUGCUUCUCACCUUGGAGCCUCUGCUGGCCAGAAGCCCCUUCCUGGUCCUCCACGUUCGCAGGAACAACCUUGUCGGAGAUGCCCUGAGAGAGCUGAGCAUUCAUUCUGAUAUUGAUUUGAAAAAGCCUCUCAAAGUCAUUUUUGAUGGUGAAGAAGCAGUGGAUGCUGGUGGUGUCACAAAAGAGUUCUUUCUUUUACUGUUAAAAGAACUGUUGAAUCCCAUCUAUGGAAUGUUUACCUACUAUCCAGAUUCAAAUCUCUUGUGGUUUUCAGAUACGUGUUUUGUAGAGCACAACUGGUUUCACUUGAUUGGCAUAACCUGUGGCCUCGCCAUCUACAACUCCACCGUGGUCGACCUGCACUUCCCGCUGGCGCUCUAUAAGAAGCUGCUGAACGUGAAGCCUGGCCUGGAAGACUUGAAAGAGCUGUCACCCAUGGAAGGAAGGAGUCUUCAAGAACUUUUAGAUUACCCUGGGGAAGAUAUUGAGGAGACUUUCUGCCUCAACUUUACGAUUUGUCGAGAAAGCUAUGGAGUGAUUGAACAGAAGCAGCUGAUACCUGGGGGAGACAAGGUGACCGUGUGCAAGGAUAACAGGCAGGAAUUUGUGGAAGCUUAUGUGAAUUAUGUCUUCCAAAUCUCAGUUCACGAAUGGUACACAGCCUUCUCCAGCGGCUUCCUAAAGGUGUGUGGUGGCAAAGUGCUUGAGCUCUUCCAGCCUUCAGAACUGAGGGCCAUGAUGGUGGGGAACAGCAACUACAACUGGGAGGAACUGGAAGAGACUGCCAUCUACAGGGGUGAUUACUCAGCCGCACAUCCCACUGUGAGACUAUUUUGGGAAACAUUUCAUGAGUUCCCACUGGAAAAGAAGAAGAAGUUUCUCUUGUUCCUGACGGGUAGUGAUCGGAUUCCCAUCUACGGCAUGGCCAGCCUGCAGAUCAUCAUCCAGUCCACAGCCAGCGGGGAGGAGUACUUGCCUGUGGCCCACACUUGCUACAACCUUCUUGACCUCCCCAAGUACAGCAGCAAAGAGGUCCUGAGUGCACGGCUGACCCAGGCCCUGGACAACUACGAGGGGUUCAGCUUGGCCUGAGGCUCCCCAGCUUGCCCCAGAUUUCCCUUCCUUCCUCAGCGUCCACCUUGAGGCCCAUAUAGAAAAUCAUGGGCGUGAGUUCUAUUUUUCUAUUGCAUAAGUGGGUUGGGACUUGUGACUCCUGAACCUGGUUGAUGGUUUUCUGGGGUGGUAAGCAGGAACCUUUUUGAAAAAUCAGGGGCUGGGGAUGGGGUGAAAAAUUGGCUCUUGUGGGGGCGGUGUUUUUGUUUUUAAACCAAAUUAGCCCGUAUUCCUUGCACUUGUGGCUGUGUUGCACUCUGCUGGAUAAAAUGGCAGUGGAUUUUUAAACUCACAUUUCCCCAGUGUCUCUCUCAGCCCUGAUCUUUCCUCAUGAUGCUUCCUUGUCCUUCGUCUAACUUCUCAUUCCUCUGCAAGAAUGAUUUGAUUAUCCGUCCUUUCUCACCUGCACAUGCAGAAUGUCUCCUUUCUCUGCAGCCUUGGAAAUGCUCCUGGCUUGUUGCAGCCCUACCCUAAGGACAAAGGAAAGAAAGGACUACUUCAGAAAUUCUUAAGUCCAACAAGCUGAAUCUGGGUCCAUUACUUUGGCGGAACUCUGGAGAACUGAUGGGAG